GAGCAAGGUCCCAUUUCCUCCUUUCCAUCCUAUACGUACUAUACACGAGCGCAUCCUGUCGGACCCCAACAUAUACACUAAAACCAUUGUCCAAUAUGGCGACUGGAGGGAUAUGGCCAGUGCUAUUAUUGAUUUGCUGUAUACAAGUAUGCCAAGGUGCCGUGUCAACGUCCAGCUUAUGCACAAAAUCUUGCGAAAAUGGAGGAUACUGUACCUGGUCGGGAAAUACAACGUACUGCGCAUGUCCUGAUCAAUACUACGGUGACACGUGUGAGCUGAUGUGUAACAUGACCAAGUGCGCUGGUGGGCGGUGCAUCAUGUACAUGAGUUCUUCCACAUGUCUUUGUCCUGGGGGUUACAUCGAACCUAUGUGCACCACUAACUGUACCGACACGUUUUGCCAGAACAACGGCACAUGCUCCAUCGAUGUGGACGGGAUGUUAAUGUGCUAUUGUAUGGACGGGUUCACAGGAUCGCGGUGUGAGGUUAACAACACCAGCAUCGUAUCGUGUUCCGGAACAAACUGCACGGGCGUUUUAACAAAACAUUGUACCCUGGUUGAGGCUGGGGUCACGUGUCACUGCCGAGCAGAUUUCACAGGAACACAUUGUGAAAGACGUAAUUGUCUUAAUGUUGAUGUGAACAAUUGUUCAUCGACCGGAACCUGUAAUUUUAACGACUUUCCGGGCGCCGUGAAUGAGUGUUCCUGUAUGCCUGGGUACACGGGGUCCAAGUGUGACUCGAAUAUUGACGAUUGCGUGGGCGUCACGUGUGAAAAUGGUGGAACCUGUAUUGACGGGAUUGCUUCGUUCAACUGCAGCUGCCCGUCGUUAUAUACCGGUGACUACUGCGAAAAGGCGGACUGUGUGGCGAGAGGAUGUGCCAACUUGACCGGAAAUGGAAUGUGUGAUACUGAGUGUAUGUUUAUGGAGUGUAAUUACGACGGGUUGGAGUGCUCCCUCGGUGUCAACCCCUGGUUUGACUGUAAAGUGAUGCCGUCCACCAGAGGGAGACAUUGCUCCGUGUUGUUCAUGGACGGCGUUUGUGAUCCGGAGUGUAAUACCAAUGGCUGUCUGUAUGACGGGUUCGAUUGUGUAAAUAAUGGCACCAUGCUAGCCGAUUGUUUCAAUACCUCUCACUGCUUUGAGAGUAUUGGAAACAAUGUGUGUGAUGUCGAGUGUAACAACCUGGAAUGUGCUUAUGACGGCCAAGACUGUGCUAGUACCUCCACCACGAACCAGAAAACAUUGGUCCUCACUUUCACCCCCAUGAACGCUUCCUUCGGCAGGCUCGCAGAGGCGCGUUUGGUUGCCUUCCAACUGUCGCAGAAACUGCGAUCAAGAGUAUACAUCAGACAAAACAAUGGCAGCGACAACAUGGUGUACAGGAUAGAUAAUUCAUCUGAUUCAAACAUCAGAGCUUACUACGACAUUGAGCAACCGUCUAACUGUACCGUGGCUGGGUCGUGUGUGACGGACGUACAGACCGCGGCCAAGAUGGUGGCAGCUGUUGUGUGGAUGUACGAGCGGUCUCCUAAAACACGAUUAACAAUCUUCAAGAGUGUCACCACCUGCACAGAGGGUUACCAGUAUUCAAAUGGAAACUGUAACAGCACUUGCAAUAUCGGCUGUCAAUCAACUUGUAAUUUUGAGACCGGAAGUUGUGUGAACUGUAUGGACAGCUAUGUUGGGAACACGUGUGACGUAAAGUGCAGCUCGAACUGCGCUAGAACGUGUAACGCCACACAAUGUAUCGGGGGAUGUCAAAGAGGCUAUAUUGGUGACAAAUGUGAUCAAGCUUGCUCUACGGGGACGUACGGAACCAACUGUAGCAUGACGUGUUCCGACUGUGCUAACGAUAACUGUACAAACACGGAUGGCACCUGUAAACAGGGCUGUAAGAAUAAAGGUCGAAAAGGAACACAAUGUACCGAAAACUGUGCGUCGGGGAAUUAUGGUGAAAACUGUGGCAUGUCUUGCUCGACGAACUGCCUUAACAAGAAGUGUGACAGGGUAACUGGCAACUGUACAGGGCUGUGUCCUACCAACAAGUGGGGAAAUACAUGUAACGAAGAUUGCAGUUCAAAGACAUGUACGACCAAGUGCGAUGCGUGCACUCCAACGACUGCCGCCACCACAGCUUCAACUGCGUCCGCCUCCGCGAACAGCGAUGUGGGAAUCAUUGCUGUUAUCAUCAUCCUGGUCAUCCUCAUCAUUGUUGCAGUCAUCAUAUCCUACUGUCUCUGGAGGCGCUCACAGGCCGGUGUGUAUGACCUUGACGAGAAGAAGGGAGACGAGCUACCCCUAAACGCAGCUCACGUGGAGAGCGGGCAGUCUGACGACCUGGGUACCCCGAUGGUUGCCAUGGCAACGGGUAACGGAUCCCAUGAAGUAGAGGUCGUGUCAGAAACCACAAUCCGAACAACUGACAAAAACGGCGAAACAAAACCCUUAAUAGAGAAUGAGAUAAACACCGAGCAAGAGAGCGAACGGAAGGAACCAGACGGGAGAGAAAAUUCAGCCGAGCCGGAUGACACAGAGGAACCCAUGAGGGAGUCGCGAGAGAUGAAGACUGCAAGCAAGUACAUGCCACCGACAGAGCAGGAGGGUGGCCCCGGAGGCGUGUACGUGGGACCUACUAGCCCCGCCGUUGACGAUGUUCAAACCGAACAAGAAUCGCAGGACACACAACAAGAGUCACAGGACACACAAGAAGACUUGGAGGACACAAGCUUCUCCGUAACCCCAGCCGAGUUAGUGGCCCCUCCAUCUAUACAACAGGACACUGGGACCGAUCUUCAAACCCCUCCCUCCCCUUCGCCCGACCCAGACACUCCGCCAUCACCGCCACCCGAUAUGACCGCCUCAUAAGGCAGGUAGUGUAGCGAUUCGCUGAUACUUGAAACGGAAGAGACAUGAAAAAUAUUUACGUGACGCCAAUAUUCCUUACUGACAUUUUUAUAUCAGAUUUGGGCAGAAGAUUAAUACAAGGAUCACAAUAAACUUGUGAAAAGUUCGUUAUAAAUCAUAUAUAUAAAAAAAGAUGAAUCGGAGCAUGUUCCACUGAUCGGAAAACGCACUUCGGAUGACAUUUUAUCUCACUGGAAAACAAAGUUCGAAAUGGUGUACCGGAGUCAAAAUGACUGAGGUUUGAUACUGAGGUUUGGAUUACUGAGGUUAUAUCACCAGAGUUCGGAUUACUGAGGUUAUGUUAUCGGAGUCCGGAUUACUGAGGUAACGUUAUCGGAGUUCGGCUACCUGGGGUUAUGUUAUCGGAGUCAAGAUAAGCAAGCUUCUGUUCAAUGAGUAACGAAGUUCGGAUUACUGAAGUUAUGUUAUCGGAGUUGCAUUAAUAAGGUAACGUUAUCGGAUUCUGCAUUACCAAGCUUCUGUUAACUGAGAAAUAAAGUUCGGAUUACUGAAGUUAUGAUAAUUAUAAUGAUAUCCGGAUUAUGAACUGUAUUUUAUAGGAUUAAACAGGUUUUAACCUCGGUAAAGGAGUCUGGAUUAACGAGGUUUUGUUACCCGAAUCUGGAUAGCUGAGGUUAUGUUACAUGAGUAUCGGAGUCUGGAUUACCAAGGUUUUGUUACCCGAAUCCGGAUAACUGAGGUUAUGUUACAUUAGUAUCAGAGUCUGGAUUACUUUUAGAGUUAUGUUGUGGGAUUCCGAAUCACCUAUGUCAUCAGAGUAAUGGAAUACUGGAGUUCUGUUACCGGAGUACCAGAAUUCAGGUUACUGAGGCAAUUUUCGGAAUCCAGAUAAGUAUGGUUAUUUAUCUGGAGUAUCUGAGAUUGGAUGACGUAGCUCCACGACUACAACUAUCUGGUAUUAUCACCGUAGUCAUCCGGGCACUGACAGCAUAACCACAGUAUUUGGUAUUCCAAUACUCUGACCAUGGAACCCAAAUAUCCGGAUUCCGUUACUGCGAUACAAAACCGCAAUCAUUUAGACUCCAAUACGUCUUUAAGAUACAAAUGUAACAUAAGUUAUCCAGAUUCCCGCAACAUAACAUACACCAGAUAUGUAACUGAGGUUAUGUUAACAGAAUAGGGAGUCCGGAUUACUGAGGUUAUAAUAACAGAAUAGGGAGUCCGGAUUACUGAGGUUACAUUAACAGAGUAGGGAAUCCGUAUUACUGAGGUUGUUAACAGAGUAGGAAGUCCGGAUUACAGAGGUUGUUUACAGAACAGGGAGUCCGGAUUGCUAGGGUUUAUGUAUCAGAGUAUGGAGUCCGGCUUACUGAGGUUAUGUUAUCAGAGUGGGGAGUCCGGAUUACUGAGGUUAUGUUAUCGGAGUCACUGUGACGGAGAUUGCCAGAAUAUCUUAAUCCGGAUUACUGAGGGUAUAUGACAUUGUUAACUUUAAUCUUCGUGAUAAUCAUACAGUUCGACAGGUUUUAUUAGAACGUCGUUAUUGGUUAAACGGUCGUCUGUGGUUUGCUUUUACUAGCAAGUCUGACGGCCUUGACCUUGGUCUGAUCCACGGGCGAUGUCGGCCUCGAGCCACAAGAUCCCUACGUACAUAGAAAUCAACAUACAAUGCAGAUUAAUACUGUUAUAAAACAAUUGUAUCCCAUGAACCUAAUAGUGAGUGAUCAAGCGUUCUCAGGCCGCUAUGCGUUGCGAUUUUUUAAAGUGCUCGCUGCGUCAGUAAUGGUUCAGAGAUCUAUAUAUUCUUUAGAUAUUUAUAAAGUGUAUAUAAUCUAAAAGUUAAUAUUUGCGUUUGAAUAUUUUGGCGCUAAUUUACUCAACGCGAAAAUCGCGAACAUUUCCACACCGCGAAAAUGUCCACUUUAACAGUAUAUUUUUUUUAGAUACAUUGUUUGUUAAUAUAAUAACAUGUCAGUAUUUUACUUUAUAUAUAUUAUAUUAUUUAUGCCUGGUAAUACUCACUAUACAUCUAUAGUACAUAUACAGCCUAGGUAUUCUAUCUAACAUAUCUUUGUAUAUUGCUAUGUCGGAUAUUCCUUGAAACAUCGGGCAGCUAUCUCGAUUUUCUUUUAUCUGUGUUGAUAGAACAUAUUAAAUAUGUUGUUUCUAUUCAAGUUUCUUCAAUGUCCCCUUCACUUUCUAAUCGUUGUUUUUACUUUGCUUUAUUUUGUAAACAACCCAUUGUUUAAGGUUUUGUGGUUUUCCCUCGGUCUUUUUGAUUGUGUGGUGGUUCAUUCUGACGCUGCAAUUUAUGUGUUGUACGUCAGUAAAAUUUUCUGUCUCGCUACCAAAGUGGGAAAUGAUUUGAACCAGAACCUUGUUUCACUUCAGGCAGAAGAUGUUAGCAUGUUCUGUAUAAAACAUUUAGCACCUCUAUUUUCCGCCUUCAAUUUUCUUUUCAAACCCGUUAACGAUGUUCUCAACUUUAGAUGUGUUAACCGGAACAUGUAGUGUGCGAUGUGACGUAGUCAUAUGACGUAUCACCAUAGUGUGAUGGGAGAGCGAUACAGAUAUAGAAUGUCGGAGUCCGAUCGAGACUUACCAAGGUCCCCGAAUUUUACGUACAUCUGAUUGCAUAUUUCUACAUAUAUGUCCCCAACACAUGGCUAACUGUCUACUCUAGCAAUGGGAGGACACAUAGUCCGUACUGUAUCAUUAUACAAUGUUAAUACCAUCUGUAUCAUUUCUCCAAUCACAUCACAUAUCUUAUCAGAUAUACCUGUGAUAUUAUGCAAUUAUAGCCUUUGGCUGAGGUCGAUACCUGGAUCUAUGCUAUAAGGAAGCGGGACGAUAAGUUCGUUUGGAGACACGUCAUUAUUCUAUUUUUAGAAACACCCAGUUCUUUAACAAAAAUCACGCGCUCGAAGUCAAUAUCGGUUUUUAUCGGUGGACACGUGAUUCACUUCUGGCCAAUCACUUGUCGGGAAUAAUAGGAAAAAUUAAUAAACCUAUAAAUAGUUCCAUCAAAUAUGCAAAUUAUUUUCGAACAAAAAUGUAUAUAUUCUUUUAAUUUUAUACAGAAGAAAAGAACGUUGAAGAUAAAUGUAUACAAUUUUCAUUGUAGGCAAGAUGCCAUUUCCAUUGUUUGCGUGUUUUCGUAUAAUUUGUAUAGACCAGCUAGGGCCCAUAUACAUGAAACAGCUAUCAUGCUCAAACCCAUCCUUGGAUGGCUCAAACCCAGAAUCUGUGCUACAGCCCAAUUUCUGGUGCCAGUGAUAAAUUUAUAUAAAAAUAAUAUUUUUUCAAUGAUAUGUAAGAAAUUUUGAAAGACUUUAGGCCGAUUACUUUUUUCAGUGUUUACACUUGACUUUUUGACCAUGUUACAUGAUUUAAGCUUGAGUAUGAAAACGGUUUCAUGAAUACGAGCCCUGACGUCAUUUCCAUUGAAGUCAAUUCAUGUCAACAUUAUAGACUUGAGGUCAUUUCUGUUGUAGACGUGGAGUCAUUUCCAUUGUACACUAAGUCUACUUGAUGUCACUUCAUGUCAACAUUAUAGACUUGAGGUCAGUUCUGUUGUAGACGUGACGUUAUUUCCAUUGUACACUAAGUCUCCUUGAAGUCACUUCAUGUCAACAUUAUAGACUUGGGGUCAUUUCUGUUGUAGACGUGGAGUCAUUUCCAUUGUACACUAAGUCUGCUUGAAGUCACUUCAUGUCAACAUUAUAGACUUGCGGUCAUUUCUGUUGUAGACGUGGAGUCAUUUCCAUUGUACACUAAGUCUACUUUAAGUCACUUCAUGUCAACAUUAUAGACUUGAGGUCAUUUCUGUUGUAGACCUGGCGUCAUUUCUAUUGUAGACAUGAUGUAAUUUUAUUAUAGACGUGACAACAGUUUUGAUGUUGACAUGUUCAUAUUGUCAAGGAUUACCUACACAAUUUUGUGAGUAAUGCAGUCAAACAUUUACGUCUUAAACUGUAUGAUCCCUGUCCCACUACAGGCAAAAAACUAGAGAUAAGUUAUAUUUUACGUAACCUCCUCUUCAUUUCGUUAUGGAUUAUAACUUGUCGUCGGGCUUGAUCAUGGAAGUACCACAGCUCACGUAGCACAAUUGGUAUGAGCAUCCGCAUAGUGGUCGGAGGUCCGGGGUUCAAAUUCCGGUCUGGUCCCAUAACAUUUUUACUCUCAGAACACGAAUGACGAUUUUUUUUUACUUUUUUAAAUUUUAUUUUUUUUGCUGCAUUUGUCUAUUUUUUCACAAAAGUUCCGCAAGGAAUGCCUUUCUUUUUAGAAAUGAUUUAUCAAAGCUGAUAAUUGGCAUGCAGAUAAAAAAAAAAAAAAGGUUUCCAAAUCAUAGUUAUAGGUUUCCGCAGUGGUACGGGGAUUCUUUGGGUAAAUACUACAGAAUACAUCAUCAACCAUGUUCAUCUAUGCAAGAUUUACCGAGUGAGCGUAUGUACACAGCUUUACAUCCUUUAUCUAAAUGUCUAUAAACUUAAGUAAGUGUUACCCGUUAUGUAGUGGUUGUAUUCUUUAAAUUUAUUCUCUUUAAUAUAUGGCGGUUUUUUUAUUAUUUCGAAAGGCUUAAAAUACGGAUUCAUUGUUGUUAUCUAACUGAUGCUAAACAUCCUCGAAAUUCCAGUAUUUACGCUCUCUUACGUUCUCUGCAGUCCUGGACUAUGUCAUGAUGAAAUCAAAGACUCUGUAUACGUUACUGGUCAGUUGUACAACAUCUAAGGAAGUGUGCGGCGGCGUAAUGGUAAAAUUCUCGGACUUGGAAGUUGGGUGUUGCUCUUUACUCUAGCUAUCUGUCAGGGUGUUCCCCUCUUUCAUUACCUAAAACCGAUGCAAUUGCGUACCUCGUACCAUUGCUAUUCUCAUGACACAUUCCAGAGUACAUGAACACAAGUGACCGUAACCCCUGGGGUUUUGAGGAUGACGAUGUACGACGUCGCCGAGCUGACAUUAAUAUUUCAGCUGUAAUGCCUUUUGAAUCGACGAAUUGACAGACUAAAAAAGAAAUAUUUAUCUAAUUUGAGUAUCUUUGUUUGAAGGAGUUAGCUGUAUAUUAAACAUUCCAGCGUACGGGUUCCAUGGACUUUGUUCAUAUUUACAACAUUCUACGAAGUCAUCGAGGAGUAGGUCCUUAAAAAAUAGCGAACUAUAUACAAGAUAUUACGCUUUUUCUCUUUUGGAGAAACUGUUCGCUGUUUAAAACAUUAUUUUUGUAAUGCCUGCAUUCUUCUAUUGUGCUAUAUAUAUAAUUAUAUACACGGGACAAUUUUCAUUCUGGGGUCAUUCAAAUUACAAACUGGCAUCCGGAUCACAUCACAGCUGCUUGAGGUGUAUGCGGUUUGUUUGUGUCCGUCUGUAGACUCCAGAGCAGUACGGUGUGACUCUAGACCGAAAAUCUGUUGUGCAUUCGGAACUCAUCUUAUAUCAUCCAUAUAUCUUCAUGUUAACGUCACCGUUUCAGUUCAUUGUAUAAAGCCAAUGUCUAUCAAUAUAA
Messenger RNA from Mizuhopecten yessoensis (Yesso scallop), 8376 nucleotides. Its product is annotated as fibropellin-1-like. The record is from RefSeq and is a predicted model, not a curated record. NCBI's taxonomy places the organism in Eukaryota, Metazoa, Mollusca, Bivalvia, Pectinida, Pectinidae. Gene Ontology annotation, molecular function: calcium ion binding. The transcript is spliced from 15 exons. Gene Ontology annotation, biological process: establishment or maintenance of epithelial cell apical/basal polarity; heterophilic cell-cell adhesion. Bases 96 to 2870 code for a protein of 924 amino acids. Gene Ontology annotation, cellular component: plasma membrane; protein-containing complex.